This is a messenger RNA of Closterium sp. Yama58-4, 2331 nucleotides long. NCBI's taxonomy places the organism in Eukaryota, Viridiplantae, Streptophyta, Zygnematophyceae, Desmidiales, Closteriaceae. The record is from the annotation of a GenBank genome assembly.
AUGACCUGCCGUAUGGAACCGUCGCCGUCCCCUUUGCCAGCAGCGGACCCGCUAGCCGUUGAGGCAGCCGGCUUUGAUGCGGACGGCGAGUCGGACGCGCCGCUGUCGGCGGCGUCGCAGCAGCUGCUGCUCGACACGCUCUCGCGCCUCCACGCGGACGACUCCGCGCAGCCUUCCGCUGCCGCCGGCGAGGGGGAUGACGUGGAGGACGAUGAUUGGGCGGAAGAGGAUGGCGAGGUGGAAGAAGAGGUGCUCGACGCUCUCGAUUGGCUGGACCUGAGAGAAGACCUCGCAUCGCGAGGAAACACUGGUGGCGGCGCGUUCGGUGGCGGUUUCUCCGCGGCGCGGCGGCCGAACGCCUUCGGGGGGCAGCUGAACCAAGCACAUGCGAACGCCCGCGCAGCCGCGUCUGGGGGCGCGGGGAAGGGCAGCGCAGGGGGAGCGGGAGUGGGGGGGACGGCGGGGGCGAUGCAGCCGCGGGUGAACAAGCAGCAGCGUCUGACGGCGCGAGUGAAUGCCGCGCCCAUGCGGGAUUGGGGCGACAGCUGUCAGCUGAAUAUGGCGAAUGUGGUGAUGACAGCUGUGCGCGACACGAACAAGCGGCAGGAGCAGGGCCAAUCAAGGGUGAAGGAGAAGGCCGACCGCGCCACUGUGGAGCAGGUAUUGGACCCGCGCACGCGCAUGGUGCUGUUCAAGAUGCUCAACCGCGGAGUGUUCUCCCAGAUUAACGGCUGCCUCUCAACCGGCAAGGAGGCGAACGUGUACCAUGCCACGGUGGACUGCCCCUCCGCGCUGCACAUGCCCGCUGCUCUGGGGAUUGGGGGCGGUAGAGAGGGGGCGGGCGUGCAGGAGGGGGGCGAGGGGCAGCCCGUGAAGGAGCUGGCAGUGAAGGUCUACAAGACGUCUAUCCUGGUGUUUAAGGACCGCGAGCGGUACGUGGCGGGGGACUACCGGUUCCGGCACGGGUACAGCAAGCACAACCCGCGCAAGAUGGUCAAGGUCUGGGCCGAGAAGGAGUUCCGCAACCUCAACCGCUCUCCCACAGCAGUCUUUCAGUUGCUAUGCACGUUAUUGGAAGCUCUGGCUCAAUCAUUUCAUGGUCUUUGUUGCAAUGGCAUACAUGUGGUGGCACGGUAUUGCACGGCAGGCACGGAGGGGUGGGGGGCGCCGAGGCUGAAGGACGUGCAGCUGUCGGAGGGGCGGUGGCGGGAGUGCUACGGGCAGGUGGUGCUGGCCAUGUGGCGCAUGUACCGCCUCUGCCGCCUCGUGCACGGCGACCUCAGUGAAUACAACCUGCUCUACCUGCAGGGGCGGGUGUGGGUGAUAGACGUGUCGCAGUCGGUGGAUCUGGACCAUCCCAGGGCGCUCGACUUCCUCCGAGAGGACUGCCUGCACGUCACUGAUUUCUUCCGGCGCAAGGGCAUGGCGGUGCUGACGGUGAGGGAGCUGUUUGACUUUGUCACGGACCCCGUCAUGCCGGAGAGCCUCGUGGAUGACUGCCUGCACAAGCUUCAAGAGAGGGCAGCCAGCAGGCCGUUGGAGCCCACAGCGCAGGAGGCCAUCGCUGAAGCCGUCUUCCUGCAGUCGUUCAUACCGCAGUCGUUGGAUCAGGUGAAGGACGCCGAGAAGGACAUCCGCCGCAUCGCCUCCGCCACCAAAGCAGCAGCACAGCAGCAGGCAGCCACACCCAGCAAGACACAACAGGCUGUGGCACACGGAGGGGAAGCAACCGGUGCAGCAGCGGGUGCAGCAGGUGGCGGCAGCGGCGGCAAUGAAGCGGCCUUGUCAUCGGUGGCCCCCCCUCUGGAGGGCAUCUUCUACCCGUCGCUGCUGGGGCUCAAGGCCGACCUCUCUGGCGUGCGCACCCUGCCCGACAUUCUGCAGGCUCAAGAGGAGCACGGCGAUGCCACGGCAGGCAGGGGCGGUGGUGAUGGCGGGCACGGGCGUGGGGAGCAGGGCGAGGAGAGGUCAGGGGCAGUGAGGGGCGGAGGAGAGGGGGAUGACGGGGAGGAUGGCAGAGAGAGUGACAGGGGUGGCGCGGCGGUGGUGCCCUGCGAGCAGCGUGGGGGGGCAGAGGGGAUGGAGGGCGGGCAGGAGCAGCAGAGCGAGGAGGGCAGUGAGGAGGGAAGUGACCUGUCAGAGGAUGAGGGAGGCGAGGAGGAGGGCGGAAGGCGGGGCAAGGGGGGAGCAGUGAGCAAGGAGGAGGUGAGGGCGGCGCGCAAGGAGAACAAGAAGAAGGUGAAGGAGGAGAAGCGAGUGGCUCGACUUGAUAAGGUGCCCAAAGCUGUUAAGAGGAAAAAGAAGAAGGCAGCAGAGAGCAAGAAGCGAUAA